AUGCAAAGCGCUGAGAUUAACCGGCCAGCUACGCCAGAUAGCCCACACCGAGAUACCAUAAAGCACAAGAACAACCUCAUAGAAUCAAUUAAUAGUCGACAUGAUUCAGGCAUAGCAUUCGAUAUCACCUCGUCACAAUUUAAGAAGAGGUGGUUUCACUGGCACGAACCAGGCACAUCGAAGGCCGACAAAAAACUCAUCUUCAAGCUUGACUGGUUCCUACUCAGCUAUAGCUGUUUGUGCUUCUUCAUCAAAUAUCUCGAUCAGACGAACAUCAGCAAUGCAUACGUAUCGGGCAUGGAAGAGGAACUUGGCUUCGGACCCGGCAAUGAAUUGAGCUGGAUGAACACAUACUUCAGCAUCGGAGUGAUUAUCGGAGGCCCAAUCAGCAACAUUGUUCUGACCGUCGUUCGACCACGCAUCUGGCUACCCAGCUGUCUACUCGUAUGGUCACUAUUCGUUUUAUUCUUAUUCAAAUGCCAAACAGCGUCACAGUUCUACGCCUUAAGAUUCUGUGUCGGUCUACUAGAAUCUGCGGCAUGGCCGGGUCUUCAAUAUGUGCUUGGCUGCUGGUAUAAACGGUCUGAGCUAGCAUCUCGAAGCGGACUCUUCGUUAUGUCUGGCGUGCUGGGCCAGAUGUUCUCGGGAUACCUGCAGUCAGCCCUCUUCGAUGGAAUGGAGGGUAAAGGUGGAUUGUCAGCUUGGAGAUGGCUCUCCAUUUUUGACUUCAUUCUUGCUGUCCCUGUGGUCCUCUACGGCUACGCAUUCUACCCUGAUACGCCGCAGAAUACCAAAGCCUUCUAUUUGACCGACUGGGAAAAGACUCGGGCCCGGGAAAGAAUCGAAGAAGAGGGCCGCACGCCAGUCGGAAAGAUGGAUCUAUCGGUGAUAAAGCGCAUCCUGCAGUCCUGGCAGCUUUAUGCCUUCUCCAUCGCAUAUGCCCUAUGGUCUCUGACCUGCGGGUCGUAUGUCAUGCAAUACUUUGAACUGUGGCUAAAAGCCCUGAAGACUUAUUCGGUCCCGCAGAUCAACAACAUUCCCACGUCGAUGGGAGCUGUUAACUUUGCCUUCAUGGUGACUACAGGUAUCGUCGCUGAUAGGAUUGGUCGCCGGGGACCAGUUUUCUUCGGCGUCGGAUGUCUUCUGACGUUCUGCUAUGCCGUGUUUACCGCAUGGCCUGAGUCAGAAGGACUCAAAAUGGCUGCUUUUGUUCUCACCGGCUGCUAUGGGUGUUUUACGCCACUUCUGGCUGCGUCUGUGAAUAUAUCAUGUGGAAAUGAUCAGCAGCUGCGAGCGUUCGUUAUGGCAUUCAUGGUUAGCCUUGGUUCUGCUGUUGUUAUCCCCUUCCAGCAACUGCAAUUCCCCAGUGGAGAGGCGCCAACUUUCUCAAAUACUCAUGGCUGGGUCAGUGGACUCGUCUUUGUCAUAGCCUUGACUUUGUGGACUGGGUUUGGAAUAGAAUUUGUUGAAAGGAUCAUGACCCGCUCAAAGAAGAACUUGAAUGAAAAGGAUAACGGGGUUUAG
Molecule: messenger RNA, 1524 nt
Organism: Penicillium pulvis
Lineage: Eukaryota; Fungi; Ascomycota; Eurotiomycetes; Eurotiales; Aspergillaceae
Product: Major facilitator superfamily domain general substrate transporter
Exons: 1
Coding region: 1-1524 (507 amino acids)
Biological process (GO): transmembrane transport
Cellular component (GO): membrane
Molecular function (GO): transmembrane transporter activity
Source: RefSeq, a predicted model, not a curated record